This is a messenger RNA of Cydia strobilella, 812 nucleotides long. Its product is annotated as probable palmitoyltransferase ZDHHC24. Gene Ontology annotation, cellular component: Golgi apparatus. Gene Ontology annotation, molecular function: palmitoyltransferase activity. The transcript has a single exon. NCBI's taxonomy places the organism in Eukaryota, Metazoa, Arthropoda, Insecta, Lepidoptera, Tortricidae. The record is from RefSeq and is a predicted model, not a curated record. Bases 93 to 812 code for a protein of 239 amino acids. Gene Ontology annotation, biological process: protein palmitoylation.
UGAAAAAAUCGAAGAAGCUGCUAAUAGCAUUUGAAAAAAUAUUAUGUGUUAUCAUAGUGUUUGGAGUAACACCUUUCUCCUUCAUAUUCCAAAUGUUGGUUGUUCGACCAAAAUUGCAAAAUGUAUGGGGGCUCGCAUACACGAAGCACUGUUUCCACUCCCUGCUUGUCACAUACAUCUUUGCCAAUGUCUUCGGGAAUAUGCUCUUAAGUAUAGUCGUCGACUCUAGUUUGAAGGAUUGCCGAGAAUAUAAAGGACGAGGAAGAUACUGUGAUACUUGCAAGCAGAACCAGCCAGAAGACAGUUGGCAUUGUGCGACAUGCAACGCUUGUAUACUUCAGAGAGACCAUCACUGCUUCUUCUUAUCACAAUGCAUUGGACGAUACAAUCUGCGAUAUUUCGUUUGCUUCUUGGCGCACGCUGUAAUGUCUUUCGUGCUCUCAAUCUACUAUAACUAUAGUGCCAUGGAACACCUUGACAUUACUGGUUUUAUGGAUAUAACGUUCAUCGUUGUACAAUUUUUUAAGCCAGGGAACAUUUCUAUCCCGCCGUUCGACGUAAAGAAAUACCUGUAUGAGUUGUUUUUGUACCUCAAUGUGAUCGCUUUCAUACUUUGCGGAAGUCUGUUGUGGCUCCAUUUGGGGAACGCAUUGCGAGGCAUGACGUCAUAUGAGCGUAAAAUAGGGAAAUUUCCGGCGAAAACGGAUUUGAGAAGGAAUAUGGAGCGAGCUUUUGGUACAAGAUGGUACUUGGCUAUAUUAUGGCCGCUUGUGGACAGUCCCUUGGUAGAUAAACGAAGUAAGAUUGUCUAG